Messenger RNA from Haliotis rubra (blacklip abalone), 3694 nucleotides. Its product is annotated as ubiquitin-conjugating enzyme E2 G1-like. Gene Ontology annotation, molecular function: ubiquitin conjugating enzyme activity. Bases 77 to 580 code for a protein of 167 amino acids. The record is from RefSeq and is a predicted model, not a curated record. Lineage: Eukaryota; Metazoa; Mollusca; Gastropoda; Lepetellida; Haliotidae. Gene Ontology annotation, biological process: proteasome-mediated ubiquitin-dependent protein catabolic process; protein polyubiquitination. The transcript is spliced from 6 exons.
UGCACAUGCGCAUUAGGAGUAAAAUUCGUUAGAGAGGAAGACGAUUUUGGACACGAUCGUUCGUAUUUCGGGGACCAUGUCCCACGACCAGUCGUCCCUUUUGCUUAGAAAGCAACUUGCAGAGCUUAAUCGCAAUGCCGUAGAGGGAUUUUCUGCAGGACUUAUUGAUGACAAUGACAUCUACAAAUGGGAGGUUGUCAUAUAUGGCCCACCAGACACAGUCUUUGAAGGGGGAUUUUUCAAGGCACAUUUGCUGUUCCCCAAAGAGUACCCUCAUCGUCCUCCAAAGAUGAAGUUUGUGUCGGAAGUAUGGCAUCCAAACAUUGACAAAGAGGGCAAUGUUUGCAUCUCAAUCCUACACGAGCCCGGGGAUGACAAGUAUGGCUAUGAGAAAGCCUCAGAGAGGUGGUUGCCAGUCCACACCGUGGAGACCAUUCUCAUCAGUGUAAUAUCCAUGUUGGCAGAUCCCAAUGAUGAAUCCCCAGCAAAUGUGGAUGCUGCUAAAGACUGGCGAGAGGAGCCAGAGGUAUUCAGAAAGAAAGUUGCCCGCUGUGUACGUAAAAGUCAGGAUGAAUUAUGAUGGCAGCACACAUUAUCAUCAAGUCAUUUUUCAGGAAAAGAUUUCAAGAUAACAAGGCAAAGAAAACAACUUUUUCUCAUUUGAAUUAGUAUGAUGUGGCCAUGAGCUAUACAGCCACACUUCAGUACUGUACAGUCCAUUGAUUUCUCAUCCAUCCAAAUUCUCAUUUCCUUACCAUGUUGAAGUACAUGCGAUGAUGUAAAUAUAUUAUAUACAUAAAUACAAUAACAGUGCUGCCAGUCAGUUAUACAUAGCAUUUACUGUAGGUUUACUCUCAGGGCUGUAGCAUAAAUUGAUUAUAGCAGGCUAUUUUAUUGUUUCCGUUAUCGUUUAUUGGAAGUAAAUUUGUCAAUUUAUUCUCAGAUUUGCUAAGGCUAUAUUUUAUGCCUGAAGGUUAUUUUUCUAUUAAAUUUUGUUUAUAUAAAUAUUGUUUUACCUCCCGGAAAUUAUUUGAAACUUUACUGUUUUUUUUCAUCAGUUGUUUGGUUGAAUAUUAUGAAACUGAACUCUGUGGUAUUUCAGAAUUGGUAAUUGUGUUGGAAAGAAGGCAUUUGUAACCCAGAAUAUUUUCCCAGCGUUGUCUCAAAUGGGGACAGAAUGUGCAUGACAGGAUCUUCUUUUCUACAGCCCUGAGGUUAUGUUAAUGGUUUGGUGUAUUGGGUUUGGUAGUCUAUGCUUUUUCAUUUUUACUUGUUGUCCUUUUAAAGUCUAAUACAAAGAUAUCUUUCUAUUUAUUGGAGAAACAUACUAAAUAUAUUAAACUGUUACAGUGUAAAAGCUUCAAGUUGGCUCACUGUUGUUAUCUUUGUAUUAGAUGAAAUAUAUUUUGUCAAAAUAAUGAUUUAAUAGUAAAUGUUGCAUGAAAGUGCGAUACAUUUAAAACAAUAUUCAGUCUGAAGAUUUAACCAAGGAACAUAGUGCUUGCAGUUAAUGUGCUAUUAAUCAAUAAAUCAAAAUUUAAAUAUGUUGUCAUUCCGAUUUCUCUUCAAAUUGAUCACUUCAUUUAUUCAACUUAGACUGUCUCAAGAUGUUUGAGUUUGAUUCACAAUGUGAAAUACAAUGGCCUCUUCCUCUUCUAACGCCACUUGCAUUUAAGCCGUCCCCCCGAUAACAAUUUAGGUUAUAUCUUACAACAGUAUACAAAUUGUUCGAAUUCCAUCAAACUGACAUGUUUUAUAGUAUUAGGGACUGGUUAUUUCUUACAGGGGUGAGUGGGUCAAAAUAUUCGAUGCCCUAGUGUACUGCAAAUAAUUAUCAUCCCCAAAUGCGGUCAUGGUCUGUCAUUUUGAUAGUCCUAUCACGCCCUUGUACAUUUUUUUCAUGUUUCCCCAGAAAAUAUAUGCAUUAUUUCUUACGACCGUAGCCUGGUCUGUCUUGUUUUUGGUAACGCUACCGAUUCCUAGAACUAACCUCCGACCCAUAAAUAGUGAGUCCCUUAUAUCCUUGAAACGAUUGGGCUGUUGUUGCAUGUUUCAUAUGAAAUUUAUCUGUGUUCAUCCUCGAAGAUGUGGGUUGUUUGCACACUUUUAAAUUAAUUUAUUAUGAAUGUGUGUGAUGACGUUGUACUUUAGACUUUGCUUUUUUCAGUUAUUGAGCAGAAAUAUCUUUCUUCACAUGUGUGAUGUUGAAUGUUCUAUAUUACUGUAGGUUUAUAAGUUAGUGUUGUUUGGAAUUCCUGUUCUGCUCAGGGUGUGGUGGUACAGACAAGUAUGUGGGCGAUAUGGCAGAUAUCCAAGGAGUGAUGCAAUACACAGGUCACAAUCAAAUGCUUUUGGCUUUAUCUUUCUUCCAGUUUGUGGUCAGUAAAUACUUAUGACAUGAAGUCAGUUCAAUAUAAGUAGACAAUGUCUGUUGGGCACGCCAGAAACCUGUGAGCAUGGGUUCAAAUCCUGGUUCAUCCUGAGUGUGUCCCUGGUUCAUCAAUGCUGUGUCCCUGCUCAUGGGUUUAGCCAAUGUGGUCAACAUCUGCAUCACUGCGAGCUUUCUCCCACAUCAAGCUGGCAAGAGACAUGGUACAAAAAGUGUUCAAACUGGCAUAGAACCAUGCUCGCUCACUCACUCACUUUGGCCUUUCUUCUUUAGAGUCCUUUCAGAGUUUAUCUGAGAAUCUACAGAUAUAAAUUUCAGAAAUCGACAAUUUCAUGACCAAAGCUACUAGACCAAACAAAAGCAUUGUCUAACACCCAAACAAAAGCAUUUAAGCAGAUUACUAUCUACUAAAAUUAUCUCUCAAAUACCGGUAUGUUCAUCCUAGUAGACACUGUGAAUUGAAAAUAUUUGGAUAUUUAGUUUGAAUACACAAGGUAAAUUGGGAAGGUUGUUUUCUGGAGUGAAUCUGUUUUUUUAAGGAUUGAAGUUGUUACUAAGUGUAGUUUCUAAGGUUGAAUGCUCCUAAAUACAAUUUGUUUGAUACAAUUCUCUGUGUGUUUGUCAUUAUCACUGUAGUAUUACACCCUGAUGUGCACUGGCUGCAAUCUUACCACAUUUCCACUUACUUCAUACCUGACAAUGUGGAAUUUUAAAACCAGUUGAGAAUUUCCCUUUCUCUUAGAGUGUUAGUUAACUGCAGUUAGAACUAGUGUUGCAGAAUUAAUUGAAGUGAGUGGGUUAUAAUUUUGUUUUCAAGUUAUUUUGUAUCUAAUUCCACAAGACAGUUAAUGGCAGUUAACAUAAUUUUCGGGUUAAUGACCGUGAAAAAUAAUCAUAAUCCUUAGCUAAUAGUUACUGCUGUACAAUUUACUAACACACUUUUUGGCAUCGAUGCAAAGCCUGCAUUGAGAAUUGUUAUAGGUGUGCUAAUUCACUGGGCUCAUUCAACAGCAGUCACCAUCUAAGGCUAUAUUCUAUCUUGUACUGGUGAAUUAUUAUAUGUGUAUAAGUGCUAUAUAUCCUGGUUAAACAGUUCAGUGUUAUUGCUGGCUACUAUCAAGUCUGUGUGAUAUAUCUAUAAACGUAUUCCAAUAUGGUACACUCUGCAGUCUCCAGCAGGUAGAACAUAGGUGAGUGAGCCCUAGAUUUUUGGUAAGUAGUACCUCUGUACAUAUUUGUGAUAUGGGAGACUGUUUUCAUCAGAUUGGUACAUUAAUACUGCAGUCAAUAAACUAUUGAUUUCAA